AACGACAAAAGAAAUAUUUUACGUUAUCACGUAAAUUAGACGCUAGACUGAAUAUUCAACCACUGCUAUAUAGCUACCGUAAGAAAUAUCGCUAUUUGUCACUUGAUGUUGCGAUGGAUGUGGGGAUGGGGUGUUUGUCCUGUGGCGGUGAGCAGAGGUCAUAUGCCAUUCUGCUCCACACAACAAGAGCCCCAUCAAGCAAAUCCAUCUCACAGUGGUCAGGUCACCCACAGACCUGGGAAUCAGCUCACCCUGUGCUCUUUGCUCGAGAUGGGCUUCUCAGAAACUCAAGCCAAGGAGAUGCAUGAAGGUGCUACGAAGAGCCGUGGGAAACAUGUUCCAUCUGUUCUGACAGCACUAUUGCUCCUGGGCUUAAAUCCCUCCAGUAUCCUGAAAAUAAUGCAGAAGUGUCCAGAAGUAUAUUCACUUAAAGGUGCAGACUUACAGCAGCGCAUUGAUCAUCUGAGGAAGAUGGGACUGGUAGAAGGUAGUCUGCAGAGGAUGAUCAGUCACUACCCCAAGGUCAUGCUCCUGCCAGUCAAGAGGGUAAACAUGGUGCCCCGACUGCUCAGAGAGAAAUGCCUCUUCACCAUCCAUCAGGUCACAGACAUCCUCAGAGACUCGCCUGAGGUUCUGGAGGAGGAUUUGGCUCAGCUGGAGUACAAAUUUCAGUAUGUGUAUUUCCGUAUGGGCGUGCGGCAGCCAGAGAUGGUAAAGGCAAAGCUGUUCAGGUUGCCUCUGUCCGAGCUGCGCUGUCGUCACUGUUUUCUGGAGCGGAGGGGACUCUACCAGACGCCAGACAAGAAGGGCCAAACACUCAUCCUCAACCCACCGCUCAAAGACGUCCUCUGCGUCUCUGAGGAAACCUACCUGACUCAGGUCGCCAUGGCAACUGCAGAGGAGUUCCAUGUUUUUCGCAAGCUGAUGGCAAGAGAGCAGGAGGAAAAAGGGAGGGAGGAUGAAUACAGCAGUGAUGAGGAUGAGGAGGAUAAAGAUGAUGAUGAUGAUGGACUGCACAGGAGAAAGUGUCACUGGAACACUGGUUACAAGAAGGACAGGAAAUGAGGCAUUUUGUAUUAAAUGUUCAAAAUGAAUAAAAACUACUUCAU
Molecule: messenger RNA, 1109 nt
Organism: Sinocyclocheilus rhinocerous
Lineage: Eukaryota; Metazoa; Chordata; Actinopteri; Cypriniformes; Cyprinidae
Product: transcription termination factor 4, mitochondrial-like
Exons: 4
Coding region: 106-1065 (319 amino acids)
Biological process (GO): regulation of DNA-templated transcription
Molecular function (GO): double-stranded DNA binding
Source: RefSeq, a predicted model, not a curated record